Messenger RNA from Scatophagus argus, 1606 nucleotides. It is a transcript of the gene elp6, whose product is annotated as elongator acetyltransferase complex subunit 6. The coding region runs from base 209 to 1054 and encodes 281 amino acids. The transcript has 7 exons. The record is from RefSeq and is a predicted model, not a curated record. Gene Ontology annotation, biological process: tRNA wobble uridine modification. Gene Ontology annotation, cellular component: elongator holoenzyme complex. Lineage: Eukaryota; Metazoa; Chordata; Actinopteri; Scatophagidae.
UGCUACUUGUCGUUAGCACAGCAGUUAUAAGGAAAAGUGUCAAAAUAUAGGCUAAAGUAGAAUCUUUAACGUUAACUCCUAACUUGUGAAUUUACAAGACAAAUUUUGAGAUUAUUUCCCGCUAACAACUCUUAUAUAGUAACUUUAUUUUAGUUAACCUACAAACAGUUUCUAUUAUUUACAGUUAAGUUAGCUAACAAGGUUAGCUAUGUUUACAGAGCUCAACAGUAUCUUGAACAUCACUCCCGACAGCUUUACUCGGGGAGAAUUUAUCUUGGUCUCAGACAGACAGAGUGAUGCCUCUUUCCUCAUUCACCACUUCCUCUCUUUGUACCUGCGAGCGCGCUGCAGAGUGUGGUUUCUGGGUCUGGUGCAGUCCUUCAACCAUUACAGUGCUGUCAGUCAGAGGCUGGGUAUAAGCCUCACACAAGCAAAGGAAAAAGGUCAGCUGGUUUUCCUGGAGGGCCUGAAGGAGUCACUGUCUGUUUUGAUUCCUCAAGAAAGCAACGCAGGAAGUCAAGCCAUGGACUUCCUCAGGGAUCCUGCUGUUGGCCUUAAGAGUCUGUAUGAGUUUGUCCGGUCCAGUAUGAGCAGUUCUGGUGGCAGGGGAGAAGGGGUAGAGGGGACAGACGAGACAGACGAGUGGGGACCCCCGGUGUUGCUGGUGGAUGACCUCAGUGUGCUGCUGAGUCUGGGGGUCAGCGUUGGAGCUGUGUUGGACUUCAGCCACUACUGCCGAGCCACCGUCUGCUCCCAGCUGCAGGGCAAUGUGGUGAUGCUUGCACGCUGUGAUGGGGAAGAAGAGGACGACGACGACGGAGAUGAUGAAGGCCCAGAGAGACUCCUGAAGGGUUUGACCCACCAGUGUAGCCUCACUCUUCAUGUACAGGGUCUCCCUACUGGCUUUUGCAGGGACAUACAUGGGCAGGUGGAAGUGUGUUGGAGGAGGAGACAGGGUGGUGGGCAGUACACACAGAGGAAGCUCUUUCAGUACAAGGUCCAUGAUAAAGGAGCCUCCUUCUUUGCUCGUGGGACAUCCAGCGCUGUUCUCUAGUUCCAUUUUUCAACCUCCUUAUUUGCCUUUGGCCUCCUUUGCAUGCGACAACCAACUGUUAAAUUUAGACAAUACAAAUGUUGGUCGUUUAGCUGCCAAAAUGGUUUGUGAAGUCAACACAUUUACCAGCCAUAGCCAAGCUUUACAUUUGGAUGCUUGCUGGUGGCAAGGAUCCAGUCUGGAAAGCAGACUGUCUGGAGGACGGACCCUGGGAACCUGCCAGCUGACAGCCUGGUUUCAGACCUCUGAAACGCUGCUCACUGAAGUGAUAACUAAAUGGCAUUACAGUCAUAUUACGAGGCUGAUCUGCUGAAAGUGUGACUACAGACUCGUGUUCUUGUCAAUAUUCUGCCACUAAUUAGUCAUCAUCAGUGGACAGUAGGCUGACUAUUGUUGUUAUACUGUAGAAAAUACAUUGGUCACAGGCUGCAAUUUGACUGAGAAAAUGAUGAUAGUAAUAAUAAUAAUAAUAAUGAGUAAGUAAGAUCAUUAUUUUCACUCAAAACUGAUUGGAGCAUUCUCUGGAUGUUGGUAAAAUAAACUGUGACUUUG